Molecule: messenger RNA, 1932 nt
Organism: Coniosporium apollinis CBS 100218
Lineage: Eukaryota; Fungi; Ascomycota; Dothideomycetes
Exons: 4
Coding region: 1-1932 (643 amino acids)
Biological process (GO): rRNA processing
Cellular component (GO): small-subunit processome; Pwp2p-containing subcomplex of 90S preribosome
Molecular function (GO): protein binding
Source: RefSeq, a predicted model, not a curated record
AUGGCGCCCCAGAGGCCUCCAAAGAUGACGAACAGACCGAAGCCACUCGAGCAGCUCCAAGACCCGGACCAGGACCAGGACCAGGACCAGGACCAGGACCAGGACCAGGACCAGCACCAGCACCAGCACCAGCACCAGCACCAGCACCAGGACCUGGACCUGGACCUGAACGAUGUGGGAAUGGAUGGCGCUUCGGAUAUCGAGAAAGACUCGACAGAGGAAGAGCUGGAGAAGUUGGUGUUUGGGGACGCUGUAGGCUUCAGAGAGGGCAUAAGAAGCUUCGCACAACCUCAGGCAGGGUGGAUGGUGGGCGAAGUUCCGACGUUGGACGACGAGGCGGGAGGGGACGGGCUAGCAGACAUUGCCGAUGCAGAUCUCUUCUUUCUUGACACAGGACCAGCAGACGUUCCCCGCCAAGCUCUUGUAGCUCAACCUCCCUCAGACGACGAUGACGCCCUAGUCCACGGCAGAGAACCGCCAGCAUGGGAAGACAGCGAUGAUGAACGGAUGACCGUGUCGCUGGCAUCAUUGCCGCGGCUGCGCAAGCUGAGGCGCACCGAAGAAGAGGAUGUCAUCAACGGCAGGGAGUAUGCAAGCCGUUUACGCAGACAGUUCGAGCGACUGUACCCGCUUCCUGAGUGGGCAAACCCACAGGCAAGACGACCGCCGAAGAAGAAGAGGCGCACCGCUUCCGGCGCAGGGAACUCUUCCGCUGAAGAUAGCUCUUCAGCUGACGAAGCGGAGAUGGACGACGAGCUCACAGUGCAACCACUCGCUGAACUGCUCAAGGAUGCCGACAGUCUCACUCGCAGGGCCGAGCACGGCGGGAGCAGAAAGCGAAAGUUGCGACCAGGGGUAAUCGAUAUCCAGCGUACAAAAGACAUUGGUGGCACACAGCCCUCUGCAAUCACAUCUCUGUCCAUACACCCCACCCUUCCACUGCUCCUCUCCUCCGGGCCCGCCUCAACUCUUUACCUCCAUCAUAUAAACCCCAACCCACCCAACCCCAACCCGCUCCUCACAUCUCUCCACAUAAAACGCACCCCUCUCACAACCACUGCCUUCCACCCGUCCCCAGCGUCCUCACAAGUCUUCCUAUCCGCCCGCCGCCGCUACUUCCACAUCUGGGACCUCUCAACCGGCCGAAUCGAGAAAACAAGCCGCAUAUACGGCCACCAGCACGAGCAGCGCUCAAUGGAAACAUUCAAGCUCUCCCCCUCCGGUCGCCUCCUCGCGCUCCUCGGCUCAGCCAGAAAGGGUGGCGGUGUCGUAAACAUCCUCGACGCCACGACUCUUCAAUGGACCGCGCAAGCUCGCGUCGAAAGCCGAGGCGGCAUAGCGGACUUCUGCUGGUGGGCCGAUGGCAAGGGCCUCACUAUCGCCGGCAAGAAUGGGGAAAUCAGCGAGUGGAGCGUUGAUGAACAAAGGAUCAUCGCGCGCUGGACCGAUGAAGGCGCUGUCGGUACUACAGUCCUCGCGCUCGGUGGACGAAGCGGGCGUGAGGGGUGGCUAGGCGGAGAUCGCUGGGUCGCGGUCGGUAGCUCAAGCGGUGUGGUCAAUAUCUACGACCGUCGCGCGUGGAGCGGCACUGCCCAACCUACCGCCGCUGAUGGAGAGCUGGCGAACGGCGGUAUACCGUCUGCGCCGGAACCGACGAAGACGUUUGAGCAGUUGACCACGCCGACGUCUCAUCUAGCUUUCUCGCCGGAUGGACAGGCGCUGGCGAUGGCGAGUCGCUGGAAGAGAGACGCGAUGAGGAUUGUGCAUCUGCCUAGUUGUACGGUGUACAAGAAUUGGCCGACGAGCAAGACGCCGUUGGGACGGAUCACGGCGGUUGCAUGGGGUGAGAUUGGGAAUGAAAGGGAGGCGGAAUUGGUGCUUGCUGUGGCGAAUGAGCAGGGGAAGAUUAGGCUGUGGGAAGUGAGGGAGUAG